Messenger RNA from Parasteatoda tepidariorum (common house spider), 1838 nucleotides. RefSeq lists its product as uncharacterized. The record is from RefSeq and is a predicted model, not a curated record. Lineage: Eukaryota; Metazoa; Arthropoda; Arachnida; Araneae; Theridiidae.
UGUUUCUUCUCAUUCACGUGCGGCAAUUCCUCCGUUUUCGAGCGUUUAAAACAUGUCGAUUGUUGUUUCUUAUUUAUGUAUUUUUGAAGCGAAUGAAAUUUUUAAUCAAAUGAUGCCUUACCGCUACAGUUUCUUGGGAUUUUUUAUAUAAUAAAUGAAAGUAUAGUAAGCAUGGGGAUAGUGAGUAAAACAUUGGAACGACAUCUCCCAGUACUUCAGCAAAGAAAAAUAGAAGAGAGUAGUUAAAUGAAAUAUUUAUAAAAAAUUCCUCUCGUGGGAUCUAUAUAAAGAAAAUAUUUCCUACAUUUGAAGGAAGAAACCUGUCCAUUCAACCAACAAUAACCAUACUAUUUCCUAUACCUUCCCCAGAACCCUAGUGAAGAGGGCGAGGAUAGAGACACCAGUUCCAGUUCUUCUGGAACUGAUAAUGGUGAAAGAGCAGACAAUUUCGAUGAUGAAAGAGAAUCAAGAUCUAUCAAUUAUCAUCCAUUUAUGGAGGAAUCUAAUCCAACAGAAGAUUCCAAUAUGCCUGAUCUUGAUAGUAGUACUAGUGAUGAAUCGUCUGGCUCUGAUGAGGGAAUUGGAACAGGAAAUAUUACUCAUGAGUUAUUCGUGAAUGAACAGAAUCAAAUAGAUGGUUCUGAUGAUUGUGAACCUGCUAUUAUUAGUGAUGAAUCGUCUGACUCAGAUGAUAAAAUUGAAGCAGGAAAUAUUACUCAUGAGGUAUUCCUAAAUGAGCAGAAUCAAAUAGAUGGUUCUGAUGAUUGUGAAUCUGCUAUGAUUAGUGAUAGAGUGUCUGAUUUGGAGGAGGAAAUUGAAUCAGAGAAUGAAACUAAUCAGGCAGUUGUGGAUAGUCAGAAUCAAUCAGAUGGUUCCAGUGAUUCUGAUCCUACUGUGAUCAGCACUGAACCUCGUGAUGUGAUUGAUGAAAUAAAACAGGAUGAGGCAACUUUGGAAGAACCAAAUGAAAUGAUAGGCACCAUUGAUAUUGGUGCUACUAUAAAGAGAAAUGAUGGUUGUCCUCAUACCUAUGUUAUUGAUUUAAGAGAAAAGAGGCUUUUGGCGGAGUCUUCCAAAGUGAAGAAACGUUUGGCUGGUGAAGAAAGCUUUAAAGAGAACAAGCGCUUGGCGCAAAAGAAGAAGGGGUUUCGCUCCUUCAUGAGACAGCUUUUUACUAGCUGUUACAAGCGAAUGUAAACUAUGAGAUUGUCAUUAUCCUGAAUUGAGUCACCACCAAGCCUAUUGAGUCAUUAUGAACGUUAUCUAGUCAUUAUGAACUUUCAUGAGUCAUUGCGAACUUUGUUGAGUCGUUAUGAACUUUCCUGAGUCAUAAUGAACUAUGCUAUUGCGUCAUGAACUUUAAUGAGUCAUUAUGGGCUUCAUGAUUAUGAAAUUUAUCGAGUCAUUGUGAACUUUAUUGAGUCAUUAUGAACUUUGUGGAGUCAAAAUGAACUUUAUUAAGUCAUUAUGAACUUCGCCAUUAUGAACGUUUCUGAGACAUUAGGAAACUUAUUGAGUCAUUAUGAACUUUUGUGAGUCAUUAUGAGCUUUUCUAAGUCAUUAUGAACUUUUCUAAGUCAUUAUGAACUUUGUUGCGUCAUUAUGAAGUUUCCUGUAUCAUUAAGAGCUUGGAUGAGUAGUUAUUUACGUUACUACUUUAGUAUGAAAUUUAUGAAGGCAUUAUGAACUUUAUUGAGUCAUUAUGAACUUUUAUUAAGUCAUUAUGAACUUUGCUGAGUCAUUAUGAACUUCGCUAAUCUGAGCUUUGUCGUGCUAUUAUAUACCAAAAUUUGAUUUAUAUUAUUAUUUGUUCUUUAAAUCAAAUAUUGUACUGUCGA